Sceloporus undulatus (fence lizard) is the source of this 972-nucleotide messenger RNA. RefSeq names its product olfactory receptor 1019-like. NCBI's taxonomy places the organism in Eukaryota, Metazoa, Chordata, Lepidosauria, Squamata, Phrynosomatidae. The record is from RefSeq and is a predicted model, not a curated record. The transcript has a single exon. Gene Ontology annotation, cellular component: membrane. Gene Ontology annotation, molecular function: odorant binding; G protein-coupled receptor activity; olfactory receptor activity. Gene Ontology annotation, biological process: sensory perception of smell; G protein-coupled receptor signaling pathway. Bases 7 to 972 code for a protein of 321 amino acids.
GAAAAGAUGUCUGAAGAAAAUGGCACCAUAGUAAUCAAUGAAUUUGUAUUUGUAGGUUUAACAGACAAUCCUGCACUGCAGACCAUCCUCUUUGUACUAUUCCUUGCUGUUUAUAUUACCACCUUGGUGGGUAACAUAGGAAUUAUUGCUUUAGUGAGAGCCAGUCCCCGGCUCCAUACCCCAAUGUAUUUCUUUCUGAGUGGUCUUUCUUUCCUAGAUGUGGGCUGUUCCUCUGCCAUUACUCCCAAGACAAUGGUGAACCUUCUAGAAGAUAAUAAAUCCAUUUCAUACAUUGGAUGUGCAAUGCAAAUAUACUUUUUUACAGGUCUGGGGAGUGCAGAGUGCUUUCUCCUGGCUGCCAUGGCAUAUGAUCGCUAUGUGGCCAUCUGUAAACCACUGCUGUACCCAAUUCUCAUGUCUCCUAGACUCUGUAUUCUUUUGAUAGGAGGGUCAUAUGUUCUCGGGCUUUUUCACUCUCUUGUUCAUACCAUCUUUGCUUUCAGACUGUCAUUCUCUGGAUCAAACAGACUUAAUGAUUUUUUCUGUGAUUUCCCAGCACUUUUUUCAAUUUCUUCUUCUGAUACCUACACCAAUGAACUCCUGGUCUUUUAUGUGGCUGGGCUUGUAGAAAUAAUCACCAUUUUCAUGGUCCUCAUUUCUUAUUCAUGUAUUUUUGCCACUAUUGUGAGGAUCAGAUCAGCUGCAGGUAGGCUCAAAGCCUUUUCCACGUGUACCUCCCACCUGACUACUGUUACAAUUUUCCAUGGGGCUAUUCUUAUUCUGCAUUUCCGUCCCAAGUCUAGCAAUGGAUCUUCUGUUCAAGAUGUGGGUGACAAAAUUCUGUCUGUGUUCUAUACCAUUGUUACCCCCUUGCUAAAUGCCUUGAUUUACAGUCUAAGAAACAAGGAGGUGAAAGAUGCCCUAGGAGUUCUUCGAAGGAAGAUGUAUAACAAAAUGACGAGGCGGUGGUAA